This is a messenger RNA of Peronospora belbahrii, 2250 nucleotides long. The record is from the annotation of a GenBank genome assembly. NCBI's taxonomy places the organism in Eukaryota, Oomycota, Peronosporomycetes, Peronosporales, Peronosporaceae.
AUGGUUGCCAGUGCAUUUCCUGAUGAUGGUGGAACUCGGGAUAUUUCACGGGACCUUGCAGUCAUGGAGAAAAUUGAAGAAGAGGCGCGUAAAGAGCGUGAAAUUUUAUCUGCUAAAAAUACACGAGCAAAUGCAGAACCUGUAGAAGUGACGGGUGAGAAGAUUGCAAAGCUAGACUCGUUGCUGGAGAAAGCGAGUCUGUAUUCGAGUUUUUUGUUCUCCAAUAUGGAGAGCGCCGCUACAGUGAGUGAUGCUGCGCAGGUUAAUGAAGAAAAAGCUGAAGAGCUUACGAAAGGUAAACGGAAACGGGAUAAGAAGUCGCCAAUGAAGUUUAACAAGAAGACGAAAAAAGGAGUAGACAAGCUACGUGAGGUACAGGAAGACGUACUAUUGGGUACGCAUCAUCAUCAACCUAAGAAGAUGCAGUUUGCUCAACCUAAGCUUCUUACCGGUGGUACGCUGCGUGACUAUCAGUUGGAGGGUAUUCGAUGGCUGUGCAACUUGUUUGAAAAUGGUCUAAACGGUAUUCUUGCAGAUGAAAUGGGUUUGGGUAAAACAAUACAGGUGAUUGGUCUUUUAGCGCAUCUGAAGGCACUAGGUGUGCGAGGGCCGCACCUUAUUGUAGCCCCACUGUCGACGCUGAUGAACUGGGCGACGGAGUUUCACAAAUGGUCGCCUAGUAUGCCCGUGGUGAUCUAUCACGGCACGAAACAGGAGCGCAAGAGUAUGCGGAAGAAUGAGCUGAACGCGAUGAAGAAGAGUAAUGUCGAUUUUCCCGUGGUCAUUUCUUCAUACGAAGUCAUGUUGGCAGAUGCCAGAUCGUUUACAAAAAUGGGAUUCGUUUGGAAAUAUAUGGUUAUUGAUGAGGGACACCGCUUGAAGAAUAUGGAUUGCAAACUCGUUCGUGAGCUGAAGCGUGGACGCUCAGAGAACCGGCUGUUGUUGACAGGCACACCUUUGCAGAAUAACCUGACGGAGCUGUGGUCGUUGCUGAACUUUAUUCUACCUGAUGUGUUUGAUGAUCUUGAUCUCUUUGAAAGCUGGUUCUCCUUUACGCCUGACGCUGUUGCUACUGCUGCUGCUACGAAUGAAUCGGUAGCUGUGCAAGAUGUGUUGCAGGGUGAGAAGAAAGUCGAGGUUAUUGCAAAGUUACACGAAAUUUUACGACCUUUUCUUCUUCGUCGACUGAAGGUCGACGUAGUAGGAGAGAUGGUCUCAAAAACGGAGAUUUUUGUUUACUGUCCCAUGACGCCGAUGCAGCGCGAAUAUUACAAGAUGAUUUGUGACGGCACGCUUGCAAAGGCUAGGGAGGAGAAAUACGGCAAAUUCCAGGCUCAACAGGCAUUCAAUACAAGGACGCUGAGGAACAAAGUGAUGCACAUGCGAAAGUGCUGUUUGCACCCUUACCUUUUUGACGAACCUUUGACAGCCACUGGAGGUGUUGUUACGGAUGAAAGCAUUGUAGAGUUGUCUGGAAAGAUGCUUGUUCUAGAUAAGAUGCUGCGGGAGCUUAAGCGUAGUGGCCACAAGGUGCUUAUUUUCAGCCAGAUGACACGUGUGCUGGAUAUUCUAGAAGAUUAUCUGCUCCUGCGAGAUUAUAGCUAUUGCAGAUUGGACGGCAACACGAAACUGGUCGAUCGUGUUGACCAGAUGCAGAGGUUCAACAAGGUAUCUGCUAGGUCGGUGUCCGCAAACGAUGACGAGAAUAUUUUCGUUUUUAUGCUGUCUACGCGCGCUGGUGGUCUUGGCAUCAACUUGAUCGCGGCCGAUACAGUCAUUUUCUUCGACUCGGACUGGAAUCCGCAACAGGACAACCAGGCAAUGGAUCGCUGUCAUAGAAUUGGUCAAAAGAACGAAAUCAUCGUGUAUCGUCUUGUGACUGAAAACUCUUUCGAGGAUCGUAUGACCCAGCGAGCGUUCGAGAAGCGUAAACUUGAGCGCGUUAUCAUCCAGCGCGGCGGGUUCAAGCAUCGCACAACUCCUGCAGAGGCUGGCAAACUUACCAACACGGAGUUGGAGGAACUAUUAAAGGAUGAUGUGGAAAUCCGAAAGGGCGUUGAGAGCGGCGGCAUUACUGACAAGGAACUAUAUCAGAUUUUGGAUCGCGAGUUGGUUGUCAAGAGUUUUGUGAAACACACUAAAGGUAAAUGCGAAAAGAAAACAUCAACACAGUCAAACGCGAUUCCAUCGAAGAGUAAUGGUUUUGAGGUGGUGGAAAACGCACCGACAUCGAUGGAGGGCUUUGCUUGA